Cajanus cajan (pigeon pea) is the source of this 2123-nucleotide messenger RNA. Its product is annotated as protein trichome birefringence-like 10. NCBI's taxonomy places the organism in Eukaryota, Viridiplantae, Streptophyta, Magnoliopsida, Fabales, Fabaceae. The record is from RefSeq and is a predicted model, not a curated record. Gene Ontology annotation, molecular function: O-acetyltransferase activity. Gene Ontology annotation, cellular component: Golgi apparatus.
UGUAAAUAAAUUGCCUAAACAUAGGGCGAAAGUUCUACUUUCCUCGUUGGCUAUCCCCAAACACUACCUUAACCAGAGUGUCUGGCUUCUCUGCCAUUGAUGCUUCCUCUUUCAUCUAUCCCUCAAUGGAUGAAUGAAUGUUUGGUUCCAACCCAACGAGAUGAGCAAGGCCGCAACUUCUCCCAAGGAUUCUGGCGACAACACGGUCACCCACUUUCAUUUUUUCAACAAAUUUAAACGCUUUUCCCCUCUCGAAUCUUCCUUCGGAGUACUCGCCUUCUUCUUCGUCGCUAUUCUCUUCCUUGCGUGCUUCUUCUACUUGGAUUUCAACGGCUUACGCUCUCGUGCCACCACCACUAUCCUUGACUUGGGUUUUUCAUCUUCUUCUGCUUCUUCUUCUGCUUCUGCUUCUGCUUCGGUUUCUGUUUCUGUUUCUACUUCUGCCCCGGUUCAGUUUCUGAGCCACGAUGGCGACAACUGUGAUGUCUUUGAUGGGAAUUGGGUUUGGGAUGAGACCUAUCCCCUUUACCGUUCCGCCAAUUGUUCCUUCUUGGAUCAAGGUUUUCGCUGCUCCGAGAAUGGGAGACCUGACACCUUCUACACCAAGUGGCGAUGGCAGCCCAAAGAUUGCAACUUGCCCAGAUUUGAUGCAAGGAGGAUGUUGGAAAAGCUACGGGACAAGCGAUUAGUUUUUGUUGGUGAUUCGAUUGGAAGAAACCAAUGGGAAUCACUCCUUUGCAUGCUCUCUUCUGCAAUUGCUGACAAGACUCGUGUAUAUGAGGUUAAUGGGAGCCCAAUUACAAAGCACACAGGCUUCUUGGCAUUCAAGUUUGAAGAUUUCAACUGCACCAUUGAAUACUAUAGAUCACCGUAUCUUGUAGUACAGGGACGGCCACCUUCUGGAGCACCGGAUGGGGUGAGAAUGACUUUGAGAGUGGAUCAUAUGGACUGGAUUUCUCAUAAGUGGAGAGAUGCAGACGUGCUGGUUCUCAAUGCUGGACAUUGGUGGAAUAAUGAGAAGACCGUUAAAAUGGGUUGUUACUUCCAAGUAGGGGAGGAAGUGAAGAUGAAUAUGACUACGGAAGACGCAUUCAGAAAAUCAAUGGAAACAGUAGUUGGUUGGAUUGCCAAUGAAGUAAACCUAAACAAAACUUAUGUCCUUUUCCGAACUUAUGCUCCUGUUCAUUUCAGGGGUGGAGACUGGAAUACUGGUGGUGGUUGUCACUUGGAAACAUUACCUGAUUUAGGCUCCUUGCCAGAAGUAUCUGACAUCCAUUUCACAACCAUCAUCGAUGUCUUGUCAGAACGCACAAAUAAAUCAGAAGUUUUGAAUUUGGACCUUCUUAAUGUCACAAAAAUGUCAAUGCGCAGAAGAGAUGGCCACGCAUCCAUUUACUAUCUUGGGCCAGAUGGCACAGCCUCUAUGCAGCGGCAAGACUGUAGCCAUUGGUGCCUACCUGGUGUUCCUGAUUCAUGGAAUGAGAUGCUUUAUGCACUUCUUCUUAAGCGGGAGGAUUUAUAUGAACGGAGACGGAAUACAACAGAUGUUUCUCAAGUUCCAUUAUAAUUGGCUUAUACAGUUUGCAGAGAAUUUUCUAAGUAAGUUAUACAAGUUUUUGCCAACCCUUGGUGAAUGAGGUGAAGCUGCAAGUUGAAUAUGGCAUCUUUCUGGUCAGUCUUACUAGUUGGUGCAUCUAACAAUUUGUUAGUUUGCUUUUUGUAACAGAAUUUUACUCUUAGCAACUAAAGAAAUUAAGCUGUUUAAAUUUGCUACAAAAUGAUUGAUUGACCCUGUCUGUAAGGGUCUGCCAUUGUAGGUGAACAUAUCUAGAUGGAAACUUAAUUUUGGAUGGUGAGUUUCAGGGAUAUCUUGUACAAAAAAGGAAAAAGUAACCAGAGAUCCAAACUUGAUUUGAUCAGAAGGUAUACAGCAUUUAAUUUUUUGUAAAUUUCAUAUGGUGUUCAAAAGCGUAGUGGGAUAUAUGCUGAGUCCAUGAAGUUGCUGGUUGUACACUGUAUAUAAUAAGAGAUUGGUUUUAUUUUUUUUGGGUUAACUGUUUUUGUUUACAUAGACAAAUACCCUCGAGUAAUUCAUAUGCAUUGGUACUGUAUUAAAUGUUUAA